Dermochelys coriacea (leatherback sea turtle) is the source of this 1161-nucleotide messenger RNA. Its product is annotated as proline-rich protein 2-like. NCBI's taxonomy places the organism in Eukaryota, Metazoa, Chordata, Testudines, Dermochelyidae. The record is from RefSeq and is a predicted model, not a curated record. The coding region runs from base 1 to 1161 and encodes 386 amino acids. The transcript has 2 exons.
AUGGGGAUAAAGAUCCUGCCCCUGUCCUGGGGCAGGUGUGAGGUUUGGGCUCUCCCACUUCAGCACCAGCCCAGGGGAGCACAGAAGAAUCCUGGCUGCAGCAUGCCCUCUCCAGCCUCGCUCUCCCAGGGCAGGUCACUGAGUUCUCAAGAGAAGCAAGAAGUGCCCCAAGGACCCCCGCUCCCAGCCAGCCCCUCUGCCCACUUGCAACAGGACCCCAGGCUGAGAGCACCAGGCCUGCAGGCGCAGAUCCCCCAUGCUCACCCCAUUGGGCUGCAUGCCAGGGCCCACCCAGCUCGGGCUCAGCCACUCGCCCAGACUAUCCUGCACCCGCCGGUGAAGGCACCCAACCCCCCUGGGUCCUCUCCGAGCACCAGCGCCCCCGCCGCGCCCCUGGCCAGGCCAGAAGGGGGCUGCCCUGGGAACGGGGCGAUGGCACCAGUGGGACCUGCGACACCCCAACCUCAGCCCCCCGGGUCUCCGCUCCCCGCGGCCUCACUGACCUGCUCCGGGCUGGCGGGGGCGCGGCGCCGGCGGGGGGGCGGCUCGGGCUCCCGGAGGGUCCCGCCGCCGGCGCGUGGCAGCAACUUUGUAUCAAACUCCGCCAGCUCGCCCCAUUCCGGGCGGGGGAGGGCGCACGUGACCUGCGCAGCCAAUAGCAGCCACCCCCUGCUCCCAGCUGUCGGGGGGGGGGCAGUGAGGCGGAGACAGGGACCCCCCCCCGCCCGCUCUGCCCCGCCCCGCCCCUUGGAGCCCCCGGCGCUCGGGACGGGGCCGGCCCUGGCACGACCAACCCCUCAGCCCCCGGCCCGGCCCCGUGGGGUUCACGGCCCUUUCCCCCCCCCCCCCCGCCGGCUUCCCCGCCCCCCGGUCUCCCGGCUCCCCAGGCUCAAGCCCCCCUCGGCUUCCCCAGGCUCCCCCGCAAAGCCCCCGCGGGCGAGGGGGGCCGAGAGGCCGCCAGGCAGCGAGAGACCCCGGGCCCCGCUGGCGCCACUUGCCCUGCACAGGCUGCUGGCUUCGCCGCAACAAACGGGCCAGCGAACCGGGCUUGGACUCUCGGGGGCAGGCGAGACGCUACCCGGGGCCCGCCGCGACCCGCUCAAGCGCCAGCCAACGUCCCAGGCUGGGGGGCACUGCGGGCCCCCUCCUGGGAGAGGCUAA